UGGAGAAGAAAUAUCGUGAGGCACAUGAGAAUCCACACAGGAGAGAAACCAUUCAGUUGCUCCAUCUGUGGUAUAAGAUUCACACAAAGCUCAGCCGUGACCAAACACUUAAGAGUUCAUACAGGAGAAAAACCUUUCUCAUGCUCAGUUUGUAAAGCAAGUUUCAAAGACAGACACAAUUUGCUUAAACACACAAAACUGCAUACUGGGGAGAAACCAUUUAGUUGUUCAGUUUGUGGUAAAAGAUUUGCACAAAAGACACAUCUUAGACGUCACUUGAACGUCCACACAGGGGAGAAACCCUUCAGUUGUUCAGUUUGCGGUAAAGACUUUACGCAAAAGACACAUCUUAGACAGCACUUGACUGUUCACACAGGGGAGAAACCGUUCACUUGUUCAGUUUGUGGCAAAAGAUUUGCACAACGGGGAACUAUGAAAGAACACUUGUCCAUCCACACAGGGGAGAAACCAUUCAGUUGCAAUGUUUGUAGUAAAAGAUUCACUAAGCUCUCUUAUAUCAAAAAACACAAGUGUGUUGGUGAGAGCAGCAUCAAUAAAUGAAGUUACAAUUCAAUUUCUACCAGCAGGAUUGAAGUACUGAGGGUGAGACUUGGCUCAACAAUGAUCAGUUUGAAACUGUGAUACAGACUCCAAAAUAAUAUCUUUUCAUCUGAGAUGAAGCCACUCAAUCAUUAUUGUUGUUUUUGUUUGUGCCUACAUUAUUAUUAUGUUUUGGCAUUGCAUAUAUAAUAAAUGUAUUAAUUGAUUUAGAACGUAUUUAAUAGUUUUGUGUAACCUAGACAGCCCUAUAGUUAACAUUUGUUGCUUGAAACUAUGAUUUAGAAAUGAAAUGACUUAAUUUUAAUUUUGCUUUUGAUGGACUGCCACUUUUAACUGUUAACUAACAUAGAUUUUUAAGAAAAUCACAAAACGGCUGAGGAUCAAACCGCCAACCUUCUGAUUAGCAGACAAUCCGCUCUACCUCUCAGUACACUGGACUGAUUGUGCCACGAUCACCUACCGGAGGAGCCUGUUAUGUGUCAUGAGAAAGAAGGACUUGUAUGCUGGACUGUAUCUCGCAGUCAGCACUGACAAAGUGACAUGUACGUUUAUUGUAUGUGAAAGCUGCUGCUGUCUAUCAGUCUCUGGUCGGAGGUAGCUUGUCUAAAUCUCUUGCCCUCUACGACACUGACUGGCAGCAUAUCGGACCGACGUGUAACCGGUCAGAAAUAUUCUCGUAACUGAUUUUAACUACUAAUUAAAGACAUCCCUGUACUUGACCUUCGUACCAAUAACACUAAUUAUUCCUAAUUCAAUGGACUCUUCUGCUCUUGACUUGAUCCCUCGUUAUGUGUAAAACAUUAACAGCUGAUCCUUUAACUGCUCAAACUGUCUGAGUUGCCACAGGUCUGAAAUAUGCGUGACAUAGUGAUUUAGCAUAAUCUCUGAGUUCCUAUAUUUCACAUAUGAGACCCAAAGUUUGAAGUUUCACGAGUUUCAUCAAACUUGAUUAAUGGAUAUAACUAAUCUUCAUAACAAUGAAUGCUAAUGGAGUGAUUCUUAGUUAUGUUCAAUCCCAAUGUAGAAUCCGUCCAAGCUUAAAACCUUGUGGGACUCCAUGACUAACUUUAGUAAUUAUGGAGGAUUCAUCGUUUACAUGUACAAACUGAGAUCAGUCUGAUAAAUAAGACUUAAACAAUCUUAGUGCUUUCAUGCUUCAGAUUAGAUUAAUUAUACUUUAUUAAAGUGAACACACUAUUAAGGGGAGGCACCAACCAGGAAAAACCUGUAUUUGGACCCUCUCUUACUCACUGAUAUCAUUAAAAUAUGUUAUUUUAAUGAUAUAUCUGAUAUUAUAUGACACAAAUUCAACUAAAAUUGAUCAAAAUCUUUUUGAGUGAUUCCACAAUAUUUGGCACAACCAUGAAUCACUAAGUAUUGUUAGAAAGCUUAAUUUCUUCUGAGUAAAUUUAUCUUAUCCAAAUGUGUUUUGCGGUGGUAACUACUGAUGAAAAAAGAAAUGGUGCAGUGAGGCCAGACUAGCAGGAGCUGGAAAUUCAGUGGACAUUUUUUAAAAUCUAAAAUCACCAAUCCCUGUGAAUUCUGGGCAACUUUUGUCACCUCAACAUUUUCACAGAUUUGACCAAUCGUUGUAGUUUCCUUCCACAAAGCGUUGAGCCAAUCUUUAAUUACUACUUACUUCAAUGUGAUCGAAAAUGGCCGCUGUCUUGGUGUUCAGAUGCAUCCCUUCUGUUCUAAUCUCACUGAGAAACAUUUCCUGUGAUGACUUCAUACUGAAAGUCACCUUGUGUUUGGCCAGUUAAAUGUUUUUAAUGUAGAAAUGUGUUUACGUUUACUACAGUCAUUCUGGUGUUUUCUCUGCAGCUAGCUAAGAAAAGUUGUAACUCGUCAUGUUAUAGCCUCGUUAUAUUCAUCUUCAAUAAAAAUCUCAAAUCUUAAGACCUCAAUGUUGUCAUUUCCCCCCUGUGGUAUCAAAGAGAGCACAUUCAAAUAAACUAGG
Messenger RNA from Morone saxatilis (striped sea-bass), 2521 nucleotides. RefSeq names its product gastrula zinc finger protein XlCGF8.2DB-like. The transcript has a single exon. Lineage: Eukaryota; Metazoa; Chordata; Actinopteri; Moronidae. The coding region runs from base 25 to 561 and encodes 178 amino acids. Gene Ontology annotation, biological process: regulation of transcription by RNA polymerase II. Gene Ontology annotation, cellular component: nucleus. The record is from RefSeq and is a predicted model, not a curated record. Gene Ontology annotation, molecular function: DNA-binding transcription factor activity, RNA polymerase II-specific; RNA polymerase II cis-regulatory region sequence-specific DNA binding.